AUGGCUGGCGAAAAUAAAAUUGUUCGCGUUGGACUCAUUGGAUGUGGUGAAAUCACUCAAGUCGCCCAUAUUCCAACUCUUGGAUUCCUUUCAGACUAUUUCCAAAUCACAUUUCUUUGCGAUGUCUCCCAGAAUGCAAUUGAUCACUGCAAGGGUAAAGUUAUUGGGCCAAGCCCGAGCACAACUCGCAACGCAGAAGAUCUAUGCGCCUCUCCAGACGUUGAUCUUAUUAUGAUUGCCAAUAGCGAUGCUUUCCAUGUCCCCCACGCUCUAUUGGGUCUCAAAUAUAAUAAGUUCGUAUUUAUUGAGAAGCCUAUGGCUCUCUCAUUGAAUGACGCAGACUCCAUCAUUCAGGCAGAGAAGGAGUCAUCUAGCAAAGUGAUGGUCGGAUAUAUGAGGCGAUAUGCCUCUGGAUUCCUCGAUGCAAUCAAGGAAAUUGGCAGCUUGGACAAGAUUUGUUACGCCCGUGUACGAGACAUUGUUGGUCCCAAUUCCUCCUUCGUCGGUCAAUCUGGCACUUUCCCCAAGGUCUUCUCCGACUACAGAUCGGAGGACUCCAACGAACUAUUUGCCAGGACGAACGAGUUCCUUGAACAGGCGUUAAGUAAGGAACUCAAUAUUCCAGUCACGCCAGCUACUGCCCUUCAGUGGAGGCAUUUGGGUAGCUUGGGAUCCCAUGAUCUGAGUGCUAUGAGAGAGGCCCUGGGUAUGCCAACAGCCGUUCUUGGUGCUUCGCUAUGCGCCACAAAGGGUCCCCCUUUCUGGAGUGCCCUUUUCCAGUACCCUUCUUUCGCUGUAUCUUAUGAAUCCGGCAUUGACGAAGUUCCCCGCUUUGAUGCAUCAAUUGAGGUUUUUGGUGAACAUAAGACCGUAAAGGUUUCUUUUGACUCUCCUUAUGUUAAAGGACUGCCAACCACUAUGCAUAUUCGCGAAAGACUUGAGGAUGGAUCUUUCCGAGAGUCAUUAGUUCGAAAGACCUACGAGGAUGCCUACACCCUGGAGAUGAAGGAGCUUUAUGCAUUCGUUGCCGAUGGAAAGCCGGCCAAAACGGACUGCGAAGAUGCGAAGAAGGAUAUUGAGAUCUUUGGUAUGAUUAUGAAGGCAGGUCUUGCAGGCCAAGCUGGACAGAGCAACGGUUCCCGAUAG
Molecule: messenger RNA, 1146 nt
Organism: Penicillium angulare
Lineage: Eukaryota; Fungi; Ascomycota; Eurotiomycetes; Eurotiales; Aspergillaceae
Product: Gfo/Idh/MocA family protein
Exons: 3
Coding region: 1-1146 (381 amino acids)
Biological process (GO): NADPH regeneration
Cellular component (GO): cytoplasm
Molecular function (GO): nucleotide binding; oxidoreductase activity
Source: RefSeq, a predicted model, not a curated record